Molecule: messenger RNA, 2787 nt
Organism: Nelumbo nucifera (sacred lotus)
Lineage: Eukaryota; Viridiplantae; Streptophyta; Magnoliopsida; Proteales; Nelumbonaceae
Product: phytyl ester synthase 1, chloroplastic-like
Cellular component (GO): membrane
Source: RefSeq, a predicted model, not a curated record
UGAAGAGUCCCACUACGAUAAUGAUGACAGUAUAUAGUCGCAAAUCGCAAUGAAUCAUUCACUCUCUGCGUUUACCGGUAAACACUACAUGAGUUGAUUUUCGGUAGUUGUAUUCUGAUUUAUUUGACUGGUUAGAUUUUAGACCGUUCUGUCUUUUUGUUGAUAAUUGACCGUUCUGCUGGUGAGAGUAAUACAGGCAAAUCUCAGAUUUCUUUAACUUCUGGUUCUGGAAUCAAAUUUCUGUAAGUUUUCUAUAAAAAAAGAAAGAAAAUUUCUGUGAUUCCAUGAUUUCCAUCUCUUUCUCUCUCAGACAAAAAAAAAAAAAAGAGUUCCGUGAUUGAAUUGGCCUAGGGAAGAAAGAAUAUUCAUAUUCGUGCGAAAGCAUAAAAUCCAUCGAUAUAGCGAAAAAAAAGUGCUUGCUUGCUGACAAAUAUACCGAACUCCGAAAGUUGAAUUUCUUAAACAAGUAAAGGAAUCAACUGUGGGGUGGUACUGACUGAGCGACAUUUUCGACCCCUCAUCUUCUGAAUCUCAGCCAAAAAGUAGUACUCUUUGGCUAUUCGGCCUGAUUUAUCAUGGUGGCUAUCGGAGCAACUCUCUCAACACUCAUUUUCUCGCCGGUUUCCCGCCGCCAAAUUUCGUCAGCUGCCGGAAAAUUUAAUAAGAGGCGGAUUUCAGCCCGAGGAUCAGUCCUAUCCUCCGAACAAUCUCCAACUGUCCUCUUUGGAAAUGGGAGUUUCGAGAAGAAAUUUGAUACUGAGAUACUUCCGAAUGCUUUCGACAACGUCGAUCUCGAAAGGUUGAGCGUCAAAGAUUACCUCGAAUGUUCCAAGGAUCUAAUCAAACCGGACGGCGGACCUCCUCGUUGGUUUUCACCUCUGGAGUGCGCCUCUCGAUUAGAGAACUCCCCUCUUCUCCUGUACUUACCCGAUAUAGAUGGCGUUGGACUUGGACUCAUUUUGCAUCACCAGAGAUUAGGCAGGAUAUUUGAUAUAUGGUGCUUGCAUAUCCCUGGGAUGGAUCGGACACCAUUUACAGGUCUGGUCCAACUUGUUGAAAGGACAGUUAAAUCAGAAAAUUCUCGUUCACCUAAUAGACCUAUAUAUCUUGUUGGAGAUUCUCUUGGAGCAUGCCUUGCACUAGCUGUUGCAGCUCUUAACCGUGAUAUUGAUCUUAUUCUAAUUUUGGCUAACCCAGCUACAUCAUUCAGCAGGUCACAACUCCAGCUUCUAGUUCCAUUCUUGGAAGUCAUGCCUGGACAACUCCAUGUUAACCUCCCUUAUAUACUAAGUUUGUUCGCAGGUAAUCCCUUGAGGAUGGCUAUGGCUAGUGUAGAAAAAGGGGUUCCUCUUCAACAAAUGGUUGGAGAACUAUCAGAAACUCUUGCUGCACUUCUACCUUCCCUCCAUGUAUUGGGCGAUAUUUUACCUAUAGAAUCACUUCUCUGGAAGCUAGAGAUGCUUAGAUCAGCAUCUUCUUUUGCUAAUUCUCGUCUCCAUGCUGUUAAAGCACAAACACUGAUUCUUGCCAGUGGAAGGGAUCAAUUGCUACCAAGUGGGAAGGAGGCUGAAAGGCUUUACCAUGCACUGCCAAAUUGCAAACUUCGUAAUUUCAGUGACAGCAGUCACUCCCUUUUCAUGGAAGAUGGUAUUGAUUUAGUGACUAUCAUCAAGGGUGCUAGUUUUUAUCGUCGUAAAAGACACAUUGACUAUGUUUCAGACUAUGUGCCACCAACUCCUUUUGAGUUCAAACAAGCAUAUGAAUCAUACAGAUGGCUUGAUAUAGCUGUUAGCCCUGUGAUGCUCUCAACUUUGGAGAAUGGGAAAAUUGUAAGGGGUCUUGCAGGGAUUCCUUGCAAAGGACCAGUUAUCAUUGUCGGAUAUCACAUGUUGCUGGGUUGGGAAUUGAGUUCGAUUAUAUCCAGGAUGCUGAUGGAAAGAAACAUUCUUGUGCGAGGGAUAGCACAUCCUUUGUUGUUUGGCAAGGCCUUUGAAGGAAUCCUUCCCGAUUCGUCAGCAAACGACAUAUACAGGAUUAUGGGUGCAGUUCCUGUCUCAGCCACAAACUUCUAUAAACUUCUGUCUACAAAAUCUCAUGUCCUACUGUACCCAGGGGGUAUUCGUGAGGCUCUUCAUAGGAAGGGCGAGGAAUACAAGUUAUUUUGGCCAGACCAGUCAGAGUUUGUUAGAAUGGCUGCUAAAUUUGGAGCCAAAAUUGUACCUUUUGGUGUUGUUGGAGAAGAUGAUGUUUGUGAAGUAUUUAUCGACUAUGAUGAUCUCAUGAAGAUCCCUUACUUUAAGGCCCAAAUAGAAGAACUAAAUAAGCAUGCUGUGAGGUUGAGGACUGAUGUUAGGGGAGAGGUUGCAAACCAAGACAUUCAUCUACCAAUAGUUUAUCCCAAACUACCAGGGCGUUUUUACUACUUGUUUGGAAAGCCAAUUGAAACAGAAGGGAGAAAACUGGAACUAAGAGACAGGGAGCGAGCUCACGAAUUGUAUCUAGAUGUAAAAUAUGAAGUUGAAAGAUGCAUUUCUUAUUUGAAGGAGAAGAGAGAGAAAGAUCCAUACAGGAAUCUGUUAUCCAGGCUAUUGUACCAAGCUACCCAUGGCUGUACAUCUGAGGUUCCCACAUUUGAGCUAUGACUAGUGAAUUUCAUUUUUCAUCUUCUUCACCUCGGGCAUAUUCUGAGAUUCGCCCUCAUUUUUUGCUACCAUAAACGUAGUUAAGAAUGAGUUUUACAUGCACUAUUAUAAUUUUAUCAAUCUAUGACGUGGUAAAUUGGGUUUA